AAAGUGACAUACUAAAUCAAAUUGUUAGCUGAACGAAACUGAAUUAGUUUCCUGCAUUUGGCAGCCCUGGUUCAAUGGAAUUCGAAAAUAUAAUACCAGCUUUAGCCGCAUUAAGUUUGAGCCUCAGAAGUUUUGCAGUCCAUAGCUGCGCUGGCAUAAAGAAAGAAAAAAGAGAAACGAAUAUAUUAGAAGAGGCUGCUCACGCAGUGCUUUUUGAAUGCAUUGAUGCUAUUUCGGGUGCUGUCGCAGCUAAACUAAAACUAAACUAAACAAUCCGGUUUCCUUGCAUACGCGCGAUGAAGCUUCGCUUUGUGUUCUGCUGAAAAAUAGGAGAAGAGGCAGAAAAGCCAAUCUGCAGCAUUUGACCCAGAGACAACGGAGCGUGCUGAGCUCCUCACUUCGCGGAUCGCGCUUCAGUUGCCAACAGAUACCGCAAUAGGAGAGAUCAAUCCAACAAACAACCAGUUCGAAACAAAAGAAGCUCAACAACAAAGCUCUGUCUGCGUUUGGCUGUGCGUCGUCGUCGUUGUUGUUGUUGUUGUUGGUUAAAUUUUAAGAAAAUUGGAAUUUGUUUAUUUCGAGUAAAAGUAAAGUAAAAGUUGAAGAACCGAAGAGCUGCGCGGCCAACGGCAGAAUUAAAUGCUGAUCGACAGUCGCAGAAGUCAGACACAACGCGACGCGAUACGCGAGUUUUCGUACAGAUCAGACUCAAAUAUGUGGAAGAGUAGGAAUAGCAGAAGCAACAUAAUGCCAGGCCUUAUGCAUGUGUUAAGUGUGCUGCUGCUGCUGGCUGCAGUCUGCCUGCAGCGGGAAGUGGAAAGUGCAGCGUCUACUGCAUCGCCUCGCACUGCGCGCAUAAUGCAGUUCCUGAGGGAGCCCCCACCUAAUUUCCAUGCCAAUCGCCGUGUUGGUGUUGGCCCCGGGCAAGGGCCACGCCUGCGACCAAAUGGAGAAAACUUGAGGCCACCCACUCCCUGGCGACCACCGAUGCCACCGCCAGUGCUCGCUGGACAGCAGCUGCUGCGGCGUGAGUUCAAUGGCAAUUGGCCAUAUGCUGGUAAUGGCGGCAACCGCUUUGCCCACUCCAAGGAUGCGGCGCCUGUGCUGGAUGUGGGCAAGAAUCAGUUUUAUCGGCCCAAGGAGGCGCCACAAUUCAACUACAAUGUCAAUCAGUAUACGCCGAAUUUCAAGGCCUCGCCGCCCCACUACAAUGCGAACAAGGAGCAGCCUCAGAAGUUUCCAGGAUAUGCACCAAUCAAACAAUACGCCAUACCAAUGGAGGCCACCAAAUACGUAGCCAACUAUGCCGAGACACCGACCAAGCAGCCUCAGCAAUUGGCACAAGCUGCCAACGGCUAUGCCGUCUAUGAAGACACAGACAAUGUGAAGAAUGUCGCUCCAUUCGCCAACAACUAUCAGCAGACUUCGCAGCUGUCCAAGGAAGCGGAAAGCUAUUUGCAUUUCAUGAGUACCAAUGAUUAUUUCCUGCCCAGACGCGAGCCCAACUACAAGCAGUUGGACUUGGAGCGUGAUCAAAUCAACUACCAGCAACAGAGACUGGUUCAACAGCAACAGCAGCAACAACAGCAGCAACAGCAACAACAGCAGCAACAACAACAGCAACAACAUCAGCAACAGCUGCUGGAUAGCAGCGUUUCAUCCAGCUAUAACAAGCCUUUGCGAGUCGCAGAUCUCUUCUAUCAGCAGGAUCCUGCACCACAUAGUUCGACUGUGGUGCGCGGCAGCUAUCAAGCAGGACAAAAUGCCUUUGUUGUCAAGUCGGACGGCAAUAAGUCCGUGAAGCAUAUCUUGUCCACUUCGUUGACACCGCGCACCACUCAAGUGCCGCCAGCGUCGACCUACAGUCACGUCAGGCAUGGUUCACAGAAGACAGUGACUCCCGAGCCAGUGAGAUUUGAGUUUACGGAGCAUGAUGCGAUCAGAGGAUCGGCUAGUUAUACGAAUGCGCCACAUGGACAAAAAUAUUACUACGAGACCCACACAGUUGCACCACCACCACAAACGCCCGCUGUGAGCGUGGCGCCCAUACCCGAGAGCUUGCCACCCGUGAAGGAGGAGCCCAAGGAGAGCGCCGAAUAUGUCAACCAGGACCCUGGCUAUAAGCCAGCGCCAACAGCGUUUUCACCCGAACCACCAGCCGAGAGCCAACAGGACAAUGAUGCUCAUUGUGAGAAAAUUUGUGCGAAAGUCUAUGAUGAAAAUGAUGAAAUAGUUUGUGGCUCUGACGGAUAUAUGUAUACGGGAGAAACUCAAUUGGAGUGUUAUUCGACAUGUCUAAAUAUCAAGGUGUCGAUAAAGAGCAAAGGGUCAUGUGCUUAAGUGUACAAUUUAAAUGAAUUCGAUUUAUUUAUUUGUUUAGCUGUAAUAUUUAUUUUAAAGUAAGGUUAUUUAUUUUUA
This is a messenger RNA of Drosophila mojavensis, 2418 nucleotides long. Its product is annotated as probable serine/threonine-protein kinase yakA. Lineage: Eukaryota; Metazoa; Arthropoda; Insecta; Diptera; Drosophilidae. Gene Ontology annotation, molecular function: protein binding. The record is from RefSeq and is a predicted model, not a curated record. The transcript has 3 exons. Bases 640 to 2340 code for a protein of 566 amino acids.